AUGAACAUCUCUACAGAUUUGUCACUUCCUCCCAAAGGUUCAAACAUCAGCAGCAGCACAACGAUAACAUACGGCGGCAGCAUAGUUAGCGAAGAUGUCUACAAAAUAACUCGCCUCAUCUGUGUCGGGUUCAUCGGCCUCGGGCUGAGUCUUGUCGGCGUCCCCACCAACGCAGUCACGUGCCUCGUUUUCGUCCGACAACGCCUACGAGAGCGCAUGAACCUCUGCCUCUUCUGUCUGGCGUUUGUUGAUCUUGUGCUCAUGUUGUUAAGCUUCGGUUACAGCCUCGUCACUGUGUUCAGUGAUUUAGGACUUUUUGGCUUCGGCGAGGAGCAGUACAGUAAGGCUGUUCUGUACGCGCUCAGCUCCAUCUACGCUCUGCGCGCCACAUCCGGGUGCUACAACGUCGUCAUCGCUGUCGAGCGCUGCAUCUGCGUCAUGUUGCCGCUGCACGCGGCCGCCCUCAUCCGCACCAGAAGCAUGGGCGUGCUGCUGGCCAUCUUGCCGCUGCUGCUUCAGGCCGGCUUCCUCACCCUCCCGCUCAGAUUCCAGAUUGUCCGAACGGAGAACAUGGGCGCCGUCCAGUGGCAUCUGCUUCCUUCACGACUGUGGCUGGAAAACCAGUUUGUAUUCGAUCUCAUCUUGUACACCAUCCUCAGUACAACAUUACCCCUCGUUACGUUUUUUGCUAUUUCUGUGGCUACUUUAAUUACCGUGAUCAAGCUGAAAGUAUCUAUGAAAUGGCGAAAGGAGACGACCAACUCAAACAAGGACGUCCAACGCCAGCAGACGGCGCUGACGAAAGUUCUGGUCGUAGUAUCCUUGGUUUACAUCGUAACUAUGCUUCCCUUUGUAGGAUACAUCGGUGUCCACUUAUUUAUGGACCAGUUUUCUCCCUUUGGCCGUUACGCUUAUCUUUAUACGACCGUCAGCGCCAUCGUCAACGUAUGUCCCCUCAUCAACUGUUCUUUCAACUUCUUCAUCUACUUUACUCGUUCGACGCGGUUUAAAGAAGAUCUCGGCGCUCUUUGUGGUGGUCAACAAAAGGCGAAGUCCCAGGUACUCCCUCCAUCCGUAAAAGAAUUCCUUCGUUCUGACACCUAG
This is a messenger RNA of Pomacea canaliculata, 1104 nucleotides long. RefSeq lists its product as uncharacterized. The transcript has a single exon. The record is from RefSeq and is a predicted model, not a curated record. Gene Ontology annotation, cellular component: membrane. NCBI's taxonomy places the organism in Eukaryota, Metazoa, Mollusca, Gastropoda, Architaenioglossa, Ampullariidae. Gene Ontology annotation, biological process: G protein-coupled receptor signaling pathway. Bases 1 to 1104 code for a protein of 367 amino acids. Gene Ontology annotation, molecular function: G protein-coupled receptor activity.